Messenger RNA from Pistacia vera, 2363 nucleotides. RefSeq names its product pentatricopeptide repeat-containing protein At2g30100, chloroplastic. The record is from RefSeq and is a predicted model, not a curated record. The coding region runs from base 556 to 2061 and encodes 501 amino acids. The transcript is spliced from 2 exons. NCBI's taxonomy places the organism in Eukaryota, Viridiplantae, Streptophyta, Magnoliopsida, Sapindales, Anacardiaceae. Gene Ontology annotation, molecular function: protein binding.
AGUUCGGUGAGUAGUCUUCAUUUGGACACGUCUCAACUCGUUUAAAACAUUCUCGCAAAGAGUACACUGUUUUGUCUAUGGCAAAUUGCACGACCUUUGAUAUGAACCAAAACUGCCUAAUCCUAACCAUUUAUUUCGGAUAUUGAGCAUCACACAAAAAGUUUUGUCUUGUGUUUCACUUCAAGAAUCGGUCAGUUUCACUUUCUUCUAUUCUUUAUUUUCAAUACGGGUUCUUUGUUCAAGUUGGUUUGGGGUUUAUUUUCUCAAAACCUGAAACUUUAAAUUUCUGUUUGGGCGCUGAGAAGUCGUAGGAAAAGAAAAGAAAAGGGUUAGAUUUUGAGUUUUGAUAUAGAGUACUUGAGAAAAGAUAAAAGCUUUGCUUUAUUGGAAGUUAAAGAUUAGAAUUUUGACUCUGUUUGCGUGAGUUUAGGUUUAAAGAUUCAGGAUUUUUUUUUCUUUCUUUUCCUUGAAGUUUCUCAGCAACCAAACACUGUGUUUCCACUUUUUUUUCCUUUCUUUGAAUUGGGAAUUUGGUUUACAAUCAGAGCAUAGGAGAUGGCUUCAUUUACUGAACUGGGUUUUGCAUUUUCUCCUUUUUCGAUUCAUCGGUAUAAAGUUCUUGCUCCUUACGUUCAUCUUAGUUUUUCAAUAAAGCCCUCUUCAAGAAUUUCUACAAGAAUCAAGAACCACCAUAAUCCUUGUUUUAUAGUCACUAAGCUGAGUAAACUUCGAGAAUUGAGGUUGCUUAAAUCAGUCGAAUUGGACCAAUUUGUAACAAGUGAUGAUGAAGAAGAAAUGAGUGAAGAGUUUUUUGUUGCAAUUGAAGAGCUAGAAAGAAUGACAAGGGAGCCCUCAGAUAUAUUAGAGGAAAUGAAUGAUCGUUUAUCAGCCAGAGAAUUGCAGUUAGUGCUAGUGUACUUCUCUCAGGAGGGGAGAGACUCAUGGUGUGCACUUGAGGUUUUUGAGUGGCUUAAAAAAGAGAACCGAGUUGAUAAAGAAACGAUGGAGCUUAUGGUUUCAAUAAUGUGUAGUUGGGUUAAGAAGUUGAUUGAUGAGGAGCGUGAGGUUGGGGAUGUGAUUGACCUUCUUGUGGACAUGGACUGUGUUGGGCUGAAGCCAGGGUUUAGUAUGAUUGAGAAGGUGAUUUCAUUGUAUCUGGAAGUGGGGAAGAAGGAGGCAGCAAUUUCGUUUGUGAAAGAGAUCUUGAGACGGGGAAUUAGUUAUGCUGAGGACAAUGGAGAAGGACAGAAAGGAGGCCCAACUGGAUAUCUUGCGUGGAAGAUGAUGGUUGAAGGAAACUACAGGGGGGCAGUCAAUAUGGUGAUCCAUCUUAGAGAAUCUGGAUUGAAGCCAGAGGUCUACAGCUACCUUAUUGCAAUGACAGCUGUGGUUAAAGAGCUAAAUGAAUUUGCAAAGGCUUUACGGAAAUUGAAAGGUUAUGCAAGGAAUGGUUUGAUAGCUGAACUUGAUGCAGAAAAUGUAGGACUUACUGAAAACUAUCAAUCAGAUCUUCUAGCUGAUGGGGCACGCCUGUCUAGUUGGGCAAUUCAAGAGGGAGGUGCUUCAUUUAAUGGGGUGGUUCAUGAGAGGCUUCUUGCAAUGUAUAUUUGUGCUGGUCGUGGACUUGAAGCUGAAAGAAAGUUGUGGGAAAUGAAGCUUCUGGGUAAAGAAGCCGAUGGAGAUCUUUAUGACAUUGUUUUGGCUAUCUGUGCUUUGCAAAAAGAGGCUGGUGCUAUUUCACGGUUGCUUACGAGAGUUGAUGUUAUGAACUCUCUGUGUAAGAAGAAAACUUUAUCCUGGUUGUUAAGAGGUUACAUUAAAGGAGGACAUUUCAAUGAUGCUGCAGAAACACUGAUUAAAAUGCUUGAUUUGGGUUUGUAUCCGGAGUAUUUAGACAGGGUAGCUGUUCUGCAGGGACUGAGAAAAAGGAUCCAACAAUCAGGGGAUGUCGAAGCUUAUCUUAACCUUAGCAAGCGUCUAUCUGAUGCAAGUCUAAUUGGACCUUCUCUUGUAUAUCUGUAUAUAAAGAAAUAUAAGCUCUGGAUAACAAAAAUGCUUUAAGUGACUCAGAUGAACGGCCAUUGAGAUUCUUGAUCCCAGAUUUGUUACAAAAGGUCAAAAUUUGUAAGGGCAAUCCCGGAGCUUUUUUAAUGUGAAUUUUUUAUAGAUAUGGAUGGCUUCAAAACAGCAGUGUCUCCUUCCUGGGGUGAUCUAAAUAUUCUCAAAUUUGGUGGCUGCUGUAUACAUGAUGUGGAAUAUACUACUUCACUAUAUAAAUGGCAACAUAUUUGUGCUCUAUGUUUAUGUUCUCAUAGCAUUCUCUUCCUCUCUAUAUUAGCUUGAAAUUAUCAUGUUUUUCAGUG